Messenger RNA from Orbilia oligospora ATCC 24927, 1836 nucleotides. RefSeq lists its product as uncharacterized. Gene Ontology annotation, biological process: fatty acid metabolic process. NCBI's taxonomy places the organism in Eukaryota, Fungi, Ascomycota, Orbiliomycetes, Orbiliales, Orbiliaceae. The record is from RefSeq and is a predicted model, not a curated record. Gene Ontology annotation, molecular function: medium-chain fatty acid-CoA ligase activity. The transcript has 10 exons. Bases 1 to 1836 code for a protein of 611 amino acids.
AUGCUCUCCACCAGAAUAUCCCGAAGGCUACCGCGGGUGUUCCCUCGUCCAGAUAAAUUGAUACAAUCCCGAACGCUUACGAUACAGUCCAAAGUCGCUGGACCGCUUGAACCGCCGCUCAUAUACGAUACAUGCCAUGGAUAUCUAAGUAAGAUUGUUUCAAAGCAUGGCGAUAGAACCGCUGUCGUCUCCUCCCACCAAUCCAUCCGCCUGACCUACAACGACCUUGAUAUCGCCUCGACCCGUCUCGCCCACGGUCUAGCCUCUCUAGGCGUGAAGCAAGGUUCCCGCGUCACCGUCUCAUUAGGCAACACCGCUGAAUUUGCAAUUCUUCAUUACGCCGUCUUUAAACUCGGUGCCAUAUUAGUGCCUCUAAAUCCAGCAUUUACUAGUUCUCAAGUAAAGUCGGCAUUAAACCAUUUGGAAAGCGAGCAUUUCAUUAUUUCGGCGGAGACAAACUUGCCGUUUAAGCCGCCUAAGAGUAAUGUUGAUCUACUCAAGGACAUUGUGCCGGGGUUCGAGGGAAGGGGGUAUAAUGGUGGCGGAAGGGUGAAGAGUGAAGCUGCACCCUCGCUUCGGAAUGUAAUCGUCAUUAACAACUCGGCCGGCCGUAUCUCAAAUGAUAUAUUCUCGCACUUCUCGUCCUACCACGAUAUAUUUCAAUCCGUAUCCUCGAACCCACCGGCACUGGAUAUCGAUGUAAAACCAGAUGAUAUUUGUAAUAUCCAACUCACUAGCGGGACCACAUCAAUGCCAAAAGCUGCAUCAUUAACACAUAUUAACAUCCUAAAUAAUGGGAAGUUUAUUGGCGAUAGGAUGGGACUGACAGAGGAUGAUGUGGUGGUUUGUCCGCCACCAUUGUUUCAUUGUUUUGGCUGCGUCCUUGGAUACUCAGCUUGCAUGACCCACGGUUCCACGAUAGUCUUCCCGUCAGAAGCAUUCGAUCCCAGAAAGGCUUUGGAAUCUGUACAAGUCGAGCGAGCAACAGCACUAUACGGCGUCCCAACAAUGUACAUUGCCUACCUAGAGCUACUGAAACAUGGCAAAGUAGAUAGAAAAGGGUUCGAGAGAUUACGGACAGGUAUUGCAGCUGGAUCAACUGUUCCAAUCGAGUUAAUGAAAAAAUUGCAUCGGGACCUGAAUUUAACAGAUCUGACUAUUUGUUACGGUAUGACGGAGACUUCGCCGGUUUCUGCUAUGACUUUCCCGGAUGAUCCAAUCGACAAGCGAACAAGCACUGUUGGUAGGGUUAUGCCACAUACACAAGCAAAGAUUGUGGAUAUCCAUGACCGAACUAAGAUAUUGCCUAUCGGCGAGAGAGGCGAGUUGGCUACAGCAGGUUAUCUGCUACAAAAGUUCUAUUGGGGUGACCCAGAAAGGACAGCAGAAGUCAUGAUUGAAGACGAUGAAGGUGUCAGGUGGAUGUAUACAGGUGACGAAGCAGAAAUGGACGAAGAAGGGUAUAUUAAAAUUACAGGCAGGAUUAAAGAUUUAAUUAUUCGCGGCGGAGAGAAUAUCCACCCACUAGAUAUCGAGAACGUCUUAUUCGAACACCCCGCUGUUGCAGAAGUUUCGGUUGUAGGGGUGCCAGACGAGAAAUAUGGAGAGUGUGUGGCAGCGUUUAUUGGACCAAGCGAGGGGAUGAGUAUCAGUAAAGAUGAAGCUAGGGAGUGGGUUAGGGGUAAGCUAGCUAGACAUCUGGUGCCUAGAUACAUCUUCUGGAUCGAAGAUUUGGAAGGAGGAGUUCUGCCAAAGACGGCUAGUGGGAAGAUUCAGAAAUUUAAGUUAGUCGAAGAGGGGAAGCGGAUGUUGGAGGAGGAGGGCCGGGUCGAUUAG